This is a messenger RNA of Erigeron canadensis, 3582 nucleotides long. Its product is annotated as HEAT repeat-containing protein 6. NCBI's taxonomy places the organism in Eukaryota, Viridiplantae, Streptophyta, Magnoliopsida, Asterales, Asteraceae. Bases 19 to 3471 code for a protein of 1150 amino acids. The transcript is spliced from 27 exons. The record is from RefSeq and is a predicted model, not a curated record.
AGAGAAAGAGAGAGAGAGAUGAUGAAGAAGGACGAUGAGGGGGCGAUGAUGAUGAGAUCAUGGAGAACGACAUUUCUGACGGUGAGAGACGAGAUUCAAAACGACGCACCACCCACCAACACCAUCAUUCAUCUCCUCCACACUCUCGUCUUUUCUCACUCCGACUCCCUCCUUUCCGCUGCCCCCUUUCUCCCUCCCCAUGAGGUCACAUCUGAUGCGAUGUUUGUGGUGGAAUUGGGACGGACUAUUUUAAAGUCAAAUUGGGAUGAUCAACUUGUUAUUGUUGAUGCACUGCUCCAUUUAUCCAACUUGAUCCAGAACUUGAGUCGUGCGAUUUCUUUGAAAAUGACAUCUUCAACGUGGAGUCUUGUACUUCAGACCUUUGGAGGAAUGGUGGAACUGUUUCUUGGCACAACUCCAAUGAAGGGAGAUCCUUCAGGAAGUAUUGCUGUCAUUGAGGCCACAAAACAGUGUUUAGAGACUGUUAGGUCACUUGUUGAUGUUAAUCAGAGAACGAUUAUGUUGUCAGACAAUGCGCAACUGCUAGAUUUUCUUCUCAGAACGAUUUCCUUGUCUCAAAAUUUUAAUCAGGGCUACCCUUCUGAAUCACGGAAUAUGAUCCUUGAAAAAAAUAAUUCAUGGGAAAUUCAGACAACUGCUUUUACCAUGAUUAGUGAAAUUUUCUCAAGAGUUGGGAGUUCUGUACCAGUCGACCACUGGCAAUCAACUAUUGAUGCUCUCAGAAAUAUUAUAGAUGUGUUGGCAAGUAAGGGUCUGCUAGUGGAAAGCAAUGUAAUGGAUAGAUUUUAUACCUCACUUCUGCAUUGCCUGCACUUGGUUCUUACAAAUGCAAAAGGAACCCUUCAAGACCAUGUUGCUGGCUUUGUAGCUGCACUUAGGAUGUUCUUUGGCUAUGGACUUAAUAGUAAGUCACCGACUGUCUCACCCAUGGGCGUCUACAAGAAGGAUGUUAGGAUUACAGAUGUUCAAUCUCAGUCAUCUGGAUCCAAUAGUGGUCCCUAUCGGCCGCCUCAUGUGCGUAAAAAGAACCAUUCAACAGAUCAAAACUCCAUGAGCGUAUCGGACAAAGAUUAUAUGUCAUCCGAUUCUGAUUUGAGUGAUAGUGAUGGAUCAGUCAAAGGUGUCAGCAAUUUCAGGAGCUCUAAGGUUAGAGUAGCUGCUAUAGUUUGCAUACAGGAUCUUUGCCGAUCUGAUCCAAAGUCAUUUACUUCCCAAUGGACAAUACUUUUGCCAUCUAGUGAUGUGCUGCAAGCAAGGAGGUAUGAAGCAAACCUUAUGACAUGUUUGCUCUUUGAUCCAUAUCUUAAGGCACGUGUUGCAUCUGCAUCUACUUUGGCAACCAUGCUGGAGGGGCCUGCAUCUGUUUUUCUGCAGGUGGCAGAAUACAAGGAAUCUACUAAGUUGGGAUCAUUCACUGCACUUUCCAGUUCGCUUGGUCAGAUUUUAAUGCAGCUUCACGCUGGUAUCCUGUAUUUAAUAAAAAAUGAAAAAAAUAGUGGGUUCCUCGUUUCCCUAUUCAAGAUUUUCACCCUUUUAAUCUCAUGUACACCAUACUCAAGAAUGCCUGAUGAGUUACUGGCUACAGUAAUUUUAAAUAUUCAUGGGAGGAUUGUUGAGGGUUUUCAUAGCCAUCAUGAUCAAACUGGGCUGCUGGCUGCAUCUCUAGUUUGCUUAACUGAUGCAAUCUCUGUCUCACCCUCUUCACUUAAGGUGAAUGAAAUGUUGGUGGCCGAACUAUCUACAGGUCUUAAUCAUGAGAAUCCAUAUUCUGGUUUUCUGUCUACUUUGUUUUAUUACUCUAAACCAUGUACAAGCCCAGCAGUUAUCCCUGAGGCUCUCCAGGUUCUCAAAGCUGUGGCACACAAUUACCCAAAUAUAAUGGUUUUAUGCUGGAAACAAGUCUCGUCUGUAAUUUCUGAAAUUUUGGAUGCCCCUCUCUCUGGAAGCUCCUCAAGGGCAGGAAGAGUUAAUUCUGGACACACCGUUGGGACAUGUGGAGAGAAAACUAUAACCAGUGCCAUUAAGCUGCUGGAUGAAUGUCUUCGUGCUAUUUCUGGAUUUAAAGGAACGGAAGAUCUUGCUGACGAUAAACUACUUAUCAGUCCUUUUACAUAUGAUUAUGUCAAAGUAAAAACGAUAUCAUCCGCUCCAUCAUAUGGACUAGAGAGUCAACCAGUAGGCAGUGAUGAUCAUCAAGCUUCUACAUCUGGCAGCCAGCAGUGGUGUAUAGCUAUUGAAAACCAGUUAUCAUCAACACUUUUACAUAGUUCAGCCAUGGUGAGGGCUGCAUCAGUUACUUGUUUUGCUGGAAUAACAUCCGGUGUUUUCUUUUCCCUUCCAGAAGAAAAACAAUACCAAAUUAUAACUUAUUCUAUCAAUGCUGCCCUUGAUGAUGAGGUCCCGUCAGUAAGGUCUGCCGCUUGUCGUGCUAUUGGCGUCAUCGCAUGUUUCCCACAAGCAUUGGAAAGUGUGGAGAUCCUUCGCAAGUUUAUCAAUGCAGCUGAGGUCAAUAGCCAUCAUUCUUUAGUCCCGGUUCGCAUUGCAGCCUCCUGGGCUUUAGCCAACUUAUGUGAUUCUCUCCGCCACUCUAUUGACAGAUUUACCUUAGCAAGGUCUUCUGUAGAUUUGAUGGAUUGCUCUAAAAUGGUUUCACUGCUAAUUGAUUGUUCUCUGAGGCUUACAAGGGACGGUGAUAAGAUUAAAGCAAAUGCUGUAAGAGCCCUUGGCAAUCUAUCAAGAUUCGUCCCAUGUUCAAGCCAAGAUGUUUGUGGCAUUCCUGCAACUUCAUCUCUGCAACUAACAUGGGAAGAUCCAUCUUGGUUGGAAAAAAUGGUCCAGGCUUUUCUUUCUUGUGUUACAACUGGAAAUGUGAAGGUACGGUGGAAUGUUUGUCACGCAUUGAGCAACUUAUUUCUUAACGAGACAUUAAAACUGCAAGAUACUGAUUGGGCUCCUUCAGUUUUCAGUAUUCUUUUACUACUGCUACGUGAUUCUUCUAAUUUCAAGAUUAGAAUACAAGCUGCAGCUGCAUUGGCUGCCCCAUCUACAACUUUGGAUUAUGGGAAGUCAUUCUCGGAUGUUGUACAAGGGGUUGAGCACACUUUAGAGAAUCUCGGUUCCGACCAGAUGUUUGCUCCUUCGAGUUUCAAAUAUAGGGUUGCACUUGAGAAGCAGUUAACAUCAACUAUGUUACACGUUCUCGGGCUUGCUUUUUCUGGAACUCAUCAUCACAUUGUACAUGAUUUCCUCGUCAAGAAAGCAUCCUUUCUUGAGGAAUGGCUUAGGUCGUUAUGUUCAUCUGUCGUUAAUCAAUUUGAAGCUGAAAAUGAUUCUACGUGGAACCAAAAGAAAGAGGUAAUUAAUAGAGCGAUAAAGUCACUUGUUAAGGUAUAUGAAGACAAGAAUAAUCACACCAUGGCCACAAGGUUUGACAAACUGGUGAUAGUUUGAAUGGAUGGGUGUUCAUAGAUCGGGUUUUGCUGUAAAUUGCAAGUCCUUGUAUGGUUCUUAUAAACAAAUCUGUGUUCAAUUUAAGGGACAAGUACAUUAUAUUGUAUCAAA